This is a messenger RNA of Dovyalis caffra, 186 nucleotides long. The record is from the annotation of a GenBank genome assembly. NCBI's taxonomy places the organism in Eukaryota, Viridiplantae, Streptophyta, Magnoliopsida, Malpighiales, Salicaceae.
AUGAAAAAAGGAUUCGAGGUAAGAUGGAAGGUCGAUAAGGCAGCAUGUGAGGAAUGCACCAAUUCUUCAGGAGUUUGUGGUAUUGACCCUUUAUUGAAGUUCCGACAGGAAACUGAAUUACGGGGUUUAGGCAUAUUCUUACAAAAUCGAAAACAAGCUGCUUCUUGGAUUGCCGUAAGGCUGUAG